Laccaria bicolor S238N-H82 is the source of this 633-nucleotide messenger RNA. RefSeq lists its product as uncharacterized. The record is from RefSeq and is a predicted model, not a curated record. The coding region runs from base 1 to 633 and encodes 210 amino acids. NCBI's taxonomy places the organism in Eukaryota, Fungi, Basidiomycota, Agaricomycetes, Agaricales, Hydnangiaceae. The transcript has 4 exons.
AUGGCCAACAUCCAUGACAAUAUGGGCCAUCUGGCUUGGGUGGGUCUGGCUUUGGAGGAAGAGGACAUGGUGGCCACCCUCAAUAUUGAGGAUAUGCUCAUCCAUAUGACUUUAGUGGGUACUAUGGACAAGGCCACAAAGGCUUGCCUGGUUAUGGCCUUCAGAGGUUGGCACAUGGGCCUUUGGAAAGUGGCGAUGACUCAGACUGAUUCUCAGAAGCGGUUUCUGGUAGACUUUGCUUCGUCAUACUUGUAUUUCAGGGCUAAGGCUGACUUAUACUUGUUUUUUGGUAUAUGGAGUUUACUUGGGGUGCAAGCUAAGGUGGACUUAUACUUCUUCAACAUCUCUGUGUUCCCGCUCAAUUCACAAAUAAUGGCCAACAUCCAUGACAAUAUGGGCCAUCUGGCUUGGGUGGGUCUGGCUUUGGAGGAAGAGGACAUGGUGGCCACCCUCAAUAUUGAGGAUAUGCUCAUCCAUAUGACUUUAGUGGGUACUAUGGACAAGGCCACAAAGGCUUGCCUGGUUAUGGCCUUCAGAGGUUGGCACAUGGGCCUUUGGAAAGUGGCGAUGACUCAGACUGAUUCUCAGAAGAUAGAGUAUGUCGAGGACUCUAGACUUAGCAGUUUCUGGUAG